Messenger RNA from Homalodisca vitripennis (glassy-winged sharpshooter), 16679 nucleotides. RefSeq names its product transmembrane protein KIAA1109 homolog (gene tweek). The transcript has 89 exons. NCBI's taxonomy places the organism in Eukaryota, Metazoa, Arthropoda, Insecta, Hemiptera, Cicadellidae. The coding region runs from base 264 to 15491 and encodes 5075 amino acids. The record is from RefSeq and is a predicted model, not a curated record. Gene Ontology annotation, biological process: synaptic vesicle endocytosis.
AUCGGGACUAACUUCAACUUAACUUGGUGUACAUGAAGCAGACACGAAUAGAAGACAAGAAGAUGUUGUUUUUAAUCUGUCAUUCCUAAUUAUGUUGCUGAUUAGAUGUCGGGGAGUAAUAUUUGAAUAGUUGUAGGGUGUGGUGAGAUAUGUUCUGAAGUGCUGAGGAGAAGUUUUUACACAUCGAGAUUCAAUAACGGUUUUGUGUUUAAAUAAGUUACGAGUUUGAAAUAAGAAUAUCAAAGUAUCUUAACUUAUUCAACAUGACAAAUUCUACCGCUGUAACGAUGGAGUUAAUUCCAACCACAGAAGAAGUGUUGUCCACUACAUCUGCCUCAUUCAUUGAAACCAUUAACCAGAACUACACCAAUGUGAGCCUGGAAGAUAUCAGGAUGGAUAGUACAUUUGCAAUGCUUCUGUGUUCUUUCUUGUUUGCCAUGACUUGGGUCAUAUAUAUCACAUAUUACAACUCGAGAGUUGCUGGAUACUUCAUUACUAAGGCACUGAACAGAUUCUUUGUGAGUGAGGGUUACGCAAAAGUAGGCUCUUUCACACUUUGUGCACUAUCAGGCAAGAUAAUGUUUCGGGACAUAAUUUACAUCACUCAUGACUACAGUGUCAGAGUACAAGAUGGAUGGAUGAUAUUUCGCUGGUGGAGAGCCUAUGUGCCUAAAGAUGUGUCUGAGGAUCUGUCCCAUUCUGAUACUCGGUUGUCCGUGAUGCUCAAUGGAUUUGAACUCCACUUUUACAACAGAUCAGCUGUGUAUGGACACCUAGAGCGUGUCUUUGGGUUAGAUCCUGUACUCUUUCCAUGGGAUGCAUCCCUGUUUAGACAUUCUGAUGAAAGAGAAGCACAUGAUCCAGGAGGGUCACGACCCCGACCCCAGCCUGGCGCCGGCUCUUUGGGCAAGAGUUGGCGCGAUCUCAUCCCUGUCAUCAAAGUUGAUGUCUCUUCUGGCCGGGUGGUGUUUGGAAACAGACUAGUGCCAACCACUCUAUCUAUCCUGGUGGAGGAGGCACACUUUGUCUACUCUACCAAACCUGCAGCAUCCAGACUGGACCACUUCAUGCACUUUGCCAAGUGCAAAGCAGAGAACUUCAAGGUGAUUCUCGCACCUAGCCCCAAAUAUACAGGAAUGGCAGAUGAUCCUCCAAGAUACAUGGGUGAAGGUUUUGUUGUUCUUUCUUCCAACAAUGUUGAACUCUACUACUACAUGGAUGAACCAGGUCUGGUACCAGAACAACCAGAGAUGCUGCAGCUGGCCAACGGCGACAUUGUUGAGUCUGCUCCACCUAUCUGGGGCAUGGAUAUUAAGUGUGGCAAGGGUACAGACUUCAGUUAUGGACCGUGGGCUGACAGACAACGAGAACAUCUGUUCAAAUUCUUUUUCCCUCAAGACUGCCAACCUCUCAAAGUUACCAAAGCUCCUUUGCCUGGAGAGAAGCGGAUGGUACAGUCAUUUGACAUCAGGCUGAGUACCCUACAUGAAGCUACAAUUGACAUCCUAUUUUCUAAAAACAAGGAAACAAAUGCAGUACAUGUGAACGUUGGGCCGGGUUCAUACCUGGAGAUGACAAUGCCUUGGGUGGUGCUGCCUGACGGUUACACAACCAAAGUGAUCGGACAACUUUUACACCUAGAGGCCACCACUAGCUUGACCUACCGCAGCCUCGUGGUCAGUGAGACCCUAGAGUUCACUCUGCGCUCUCGCUACCCCCUCAAGUGGAAUGGCCACCAGGAGUGGCUCCUGCAUCUCACCGGCUGCAAGGCCUCCGUUUGGUUCAUCUACGCCCACAAGGAGUUCUUCCAAGAUAUGGUAAAUGACUGGUCUAGUAAGGCACGUCCAGAUUUACUACACUUCAUUCCCUACACUUGGCGUAUCACCCUCCUGCUCAAGGAGUUUGAGUUCAUCCUACCUUGUAACGAGUACAACUGGGUGGACUGUUCUUCUCAGAGUCAGGAGAACAUGUGCAUUGCUUUUUGUGGUGAACUGUUUGACUUCUCAUUUGACCUGCCAUUUGUGGACUUUCUUCCUGCCACAUUGCCACUUCGUUUCUGGAUCCAAGGAGAAAGCAUGGAUCUGUCGAUGUACCUGCCAGAAGUGUUCACAUCGCAGUGUAUUGUGUUGGCACUUGACCAGAAUGCCAGGUUGCUCGGCCGAGACGGCAGUAUUAUCAGGGGCAGGCUCAAUGAGAACAGUCGCAAAUGGAGGAACAAGUGCCAGCGAAGUAACGGCUGGCUGGAUUGUUGGUCUGUGCCAAUCGUUGCUCUCAGUAUCAACUAUACCUACCACCCCAUGCCACCUUAUGGACCCCCACCCCAGGCCGAUAUCACCACACCUGAGAAGGAAGAGAUCCUGCUAUCUCCCAUGAGAAUACCCAGGAGCCGUAAAUCUCCUGCACUUCAUCACUGGCGACAGCAAUCUGGGUGUCCCAAGUUUGAUCCAACCACAAUGUCUGCAGACAAAGUUACUCUGGACCUCGAAAUCGGCCCGUCUGUUCUGCUGGUCUAUGGCUCGUGGAUCAGGGGCUUUGUGAAUCUCAAGGAAAACAUAUUUGGAGAUGACCAAGUAUUUACGGACAUGAACGAGAAGCCUGAGAUGCCUGCCAAUACUAAGACAGUGGAUGGCAACACGGCAGGAGACAACCAAGCCGCAGGCUCUGAUGAUGACAAUACUAGCUGCAAGGACUUUGAUCCUCGGGAGUUCCGUCCCCUGGAGGUGGUUGUGUCAAUCACUAUGCAUGACAUCCAAGCUCAUCUCGUUAAGAACUGCAACGAGAAUGAUCCACCAUGCCCAAUAAUCUUGCUGGAGAGGUUUGGGUUUGAGAUGAAGAAGGGAUACAAGGAGACCCAGCUACAGCUACUUUUGUCACCUGCCAUACUGUUGAGCUCAGACAAAGUCACCACCCGUACAGUCAGGGACAGACACCUGAAUCAGGGCCAUCUCAUGCUCUCAGGACUUCAGCUGCGAGGCCAGGCCAUGUUCAGCGAUGAAGGCCGCAAUGUGGACCAGGAGACCCUGGAGUAUGCCUGGCUGCUGGAAAUACAGUUGGGGCGGCUCACUGGGAAGAUGACAACUCCUCAGCUUCACCAUUUGGUGACCAGUCUGGAGACUCUACUGCUGCUGACUACUGACUGUGAGAACCAAUUGGUUCCUCCCCGCCUGCCCUCCGCCUGUCACCAUGGGCUGGCUCCUGUACAGUGUCCAGACAGUGACCCUGACGGCUCCUACCGCUGCCCCUCCGCCGACCAAAUCAAGUACCGCAUGGUGCGUGUAGCCAUUGAUGCCAUUGACCUCCACAUCCUCGAGUCAGGCACCGCCAUCAACGUAUAUGCUGCACCUAUCCGCUUCUCUACAUGCAAUCUUCAUGGCAACCAAGUGAAGUCUGGCUUGACCGGUGUAUUGCCAUGUGUGCGAGUGAGACAGCUGAUAGCAGCUAAUCACCACUUCGGCCACACAACAGGUGGUGGUAGUAGCAGCAACACGAACACGACAGGCAGUGGGCGCUCUCAGCAUGGCAGGUCAGGAACAGGAGAGAACUCUGACCUGUGGCUAGAAGUCGGCUCAAUAUCUCUUGGACCUCUGAUCGUAGAAGCUGCAGUGUCAUUGUCAAGUACUGAUCGCAACUUACACCUUGUCCAACACAAGUACCUGAAAACUCACGAUGAAAAGAGCAAAAGGCUGUGGUUCCUAUGGACUAAUGAUAAGACAUCAAACAGUGUUGGAAAAUGUGGAUGCAUUGGAGGUUGUGUGUUUUUCGGACAAAAUAGAAAUGGUAAACGGUUUUUCAAGCCUAAUCGACAAGAUGCUACGGAUGGUAUCAAUAUUGCUGCAUUUAGGAUUAAUGAUGCAGGAAAAGAUCCAGGAUUUGGACAAAGUAUUUUACAUGAAGCUCAGCUUGUGUUUCAUACACCGCCAUACAAUUCCCAUGACGUGUCCAUACAUGACACAGCAGGUGUUUGGGUGGACUCUGCCCCCAAAGUUGUCAUGGGCUCUCUCAAAGCACCAGUGGACCAAGUCACGAUGGAUAGCCCUCAUCUACAAACACGAGUGGAGCGUUCACGAAGCGUCACAGAGACCAAUAAGGACAGCCCCGUGAUUGGCAGCAGACUCAGCACAGCGACUGUCAGUCCUGUCAGCUGUGUCAAAACUUCUUUGGGCCGACGGUUCUCCUACACUUCCUGCACGAACAGUAGUAAGCCGGCCGCCAACGGGCAGAGCAAGGAUGUGCCAUACGCUCGACUCUUAGAUGCUAGUCCUACAACACUAUUGCCACCCAAGCUGGACUCUGACUCACGGCUCCAUGCCACUCGCUCUAUAUUGAGUGUGCCUGAGGCAGAGUCUGCCCCUAAGUCAAGUGUCAGUGACUCUAAACUGGCUGUAGACUACUUCAACACAACAGCCCAGCAGUAUAAUGCUCUUGUCAACAGUGUCAACUGCCCCAGUCAGCCGAGCUCUGCUGUAAUCUCGUCAGAGUCGGACCACUCCCUGGGGAGAGAUGAGGCAUUGGUAGAGCGCACUGUAUCUAUCUGCAGCGAGAACCAGUCUGAGGCUUUCUUCUCUGCAGAAGAGGAGUUGAGUGGAGGCCAGGCUGGGGUUGUGUUGCCGUCCAGCCGAUCUUCUUCUCUGCGCCACUCUCUCGGCAUCUACCGUCACGAGAAUGGCAACAACACAAUACCAAAGAAGCGUUUUGGCAGUGACAUGAGUAUAGUAGCUGGAACAGGAGCUGUUGCUCAAUCUGCAGUGCUGGACUUGCAGACAUCUCGACUCUCCAGUCACAGGAGUGACCAUGAGAUCCACACUCCAGAGCACAGGAGUAACGUCAGGCUGGAGCAGGGAGAAGAUCAGAAGUCAGUGGCAAGUCAAGGAGUCUCUCCCCUGAUGCGUCAUGUCCCUACCACCAUUCCUCGCUCUGUCAGUCCAAGAUUUAUGGCCAACGGCUCCAACAACAUUCUGGGCCUGCCAGAUUCUUUAGAGGCUCAGGAGGCAUCCACAAUGCUUCUGGACUCUUCUGACACUCACUCAGUGUCCAGCACCUCCUUCAUAUCUGCUGUGUCCUCCCAGGAGGACCUGGCUCUCGUCAACCUGCAUAUGCAAGUCAACAAGCCCAUCGUUGAGUCCCCAUUGCUAAUGUCAAGUUACGUCAAUCACCUCUCUCAGGUUGGUUGUAGCAACUGGGCUCUGUCUUCUCUACCACAAGGCUCGGAUGCAUUCACUGUGCCACUGUUUCAGAGGACUAGUGAAGGCAAACUGGUUUAUAUCGGCAGCAAGUAUACUCCAAGGUUUGAGACACUUGUGGAAGGGUUCACAUCACUGAAGAUGAUUACCAGAGACAAGGAGACUGUCAACUCUCCUGCCCCUCCUUCUAGCAAAACUCCCACCCACCCUUACAACUGGGAACAGGUCGAUUUUAACAACACAGAGGAUGAUUCAGCUCUUGAAGCAGGAGUGCAGGAGGAGCUGUUAUCCCUUCGCAAUGAAAGUGGCACCAGAACCACAUUAGUCGUCAAGAUGAAGGGUGACAUUGACAUCAUGGUCAGCCCACUCGUGCUUGAGUCAUUACAGAGGUUUAUUGAUGCCUUGACACCAACCCUGGUCGGUCUACACCCGCUGAGUGUACUGAACCACCUUCACCUGUCUUGUAUCCAGCGAGUUGAGGCUGCCAAUGUGUUGAAACGAGACCAGUAUCUGAGUCAGCUGACUGGUGGUGGCAGCAAGCGCAGUACAGCCGAGCGCGCCAAGCUGGACACUCAACCUCACAACAUCUAUGAGGAGUGUAUUGCCACUCAGAUACAGGGCACAGUCAUUCUGCCUAAGGUUAAUUUUGCACUGUUACAAGCGUCAGUAGUGGAGGAGGUGAUAUCGUUCUCAGCCCUGGACAACCUGAGAGAUCUCACUUGUGUCUCAUUGUUAGCUGUCUCAUUCGAGGGUAUCACUGCAAGAUUUCACUGUGGCAAACAGGCUCGAGAGGUGGUGCAGACUUUCCAUCGACCGACUGUUUUGCCCAGUGGACAGAAGAAGACAGGAGUGUUUGCCAAAGGUGGCAAGGCUUUCCUGCUAGGCCACCAGACAGCAGCAGUGACUGAUGUCAUUACUGGGGAGCCUGUUUACAUCGAGACUUCAGAGAAACAACAAGAGGAAUCGGUUAUCACCUUGAGAAUAAACAAGGUCCAUACACAGCUAAGGCGCCUGAGGAACGAGAGCACAAUACUGAAGGACGCAGUGAUCACUGCCAUCCCUAGUCACUGUUCUCGCGUCAUGUUCACCACCUGUUCUCAGCUCAGCACCCAGCCUCAAUCCCGCAACUUGCCCGACUCUGCUACGAUGAACAGCGAUGAGCCUGCAGUGGUCUGCCUUUCAGAAGACAAGUUAGGAUUUAUCAUGUUCGAAUGUGGCUUAGAGGGAGUCUCUAUUAAGGUAGUGAAGAGAUCUAAGUUUGAUAAGGAAGAAGAUGAGAUCAAGAAUGUGGCUACAGAAAAUGAAACCAAUUACACUGACUCCGUACGAUCCAAGGAUGAUAUUGAGGUUUCUGUAGUUAAUGAAGUCAACAAAUCAUCCUCUUUGAAGCCGGAAGAAAAAAGUGCGACACAUCCAGAAACACCUGGCAAUGUUUCAGCUAGUGCAGGAGAGACCAACCAACCUGACCCCUCAGUUGACCCUGCUGCCAGUUCAACCCAACCGAGUGCAGUGGCUCUUAAUGGAAAGAAUGGGAAUGCAUCAUCUUGUGUCAUUGAGGUACGACAAGUUUGGUUCAACUUUGCUGCUCCUCCUCGAGCACCCAUCACCCGUAAAAUAGAUUUCACAAGGUUGGACUGGAACCUCCUGAGUACAGUGUCACCUGCAAUCAAUGCCUGGAUGAAUCCCAGUAACCGGUUUGCCAUCCGCGUCGUCCACAUGUUGCGAUGUCGGUACCACCGCCGCUGUACUGCCAUCGUCACUUGUCUGAUGGCCGAGGCCCUCGACAUGCAAGGCAUACACAUGCCCAUCAAGAGUCGCUAUGGAAGAUUCACUCCUCUGUCCAAGACGUUACAAGAAGAUCCAUCUUGUCAGCUGUGCACUGUGCUGCAGAAGUACCUGCUACAGACUACCACCAACAUAGAGGACAACCUGCAUGAGACUGACCUGCCCCAUCUUUCUACUCUUAGACAAGGAGUUAUAGUGCUCAGUAGACAGUGGAAGAAUAUCUUGUACACUCCUCUACUGUUGGAACAUAACUUCAAGAGUAAACAUUUGCUGCGGAAGCCGAUGAAUGUCACUUUUGCCAUCCCAGAUCCUGAUGAGGAGAAUGUGCUUACGGACGGUGAGGGGGAGGGUUCGGGUGAAGAGUGUGAGGUCACUGACGAAUGUGCCAUGCUCCUCAAUGCUGAGGGUGGUUCCACAUUGCACAAAGUCCUCAAAGCCACCGCCACCGCACACAAACACGCUGUCUCCCCUGCAGCAGCUGUGUGUACAGCUCUACCAUCGUCCGUGAACCCUGGAGCAUCUGUGACUGGGGUCAGUCCUGCCAUCGCCAUACACUCUCCUGCUCACAAUUCACCCCAUCACCUCACACCCCUCGAUAGUCUCGUCUUCAGCUCCCCCACCUCGCCUAACUCGGUCCAGCAGCCGGGAAUAACCAGGAAGCGGUCACUGCUGCCCUCUCACCCUCCUUCAUCAUCCCGAGCCAGCAUUGUGUUUCCACUGUUGAGUGGUACCAACCCCUUUCUGCAUCACCACCAUCGCCGUGGGGAUAGCCAUGGAGACAAAGGCAUAGUAUUUGGUACUGGUUACUCAACACUGAAGGAAGACCACAAGUCACAUUCAUCACAUCACAGCCUUGUGCCAGAUAGCCAACCUUCCAUUGCCAGCCUAGACAAUCAGGUAUUGUCACCCGGCACAUACCAGAUGCCGGUACCGGGCCCACGUGAUGGGGAAGACCUCUAUACUUGGAUGGCCAAGCACCAGGACUUUGUGGAGACUGCCAAUGACAAGAUCGAACCUGGAGUUGUGAACAAGGCUGCUUUUUGGCCCGAGCCGAAGAUAGAAACAGAAGGUGUUGGUGUGAGUGUGACUCCUGGGACUCACCUUGUCAACCCAGACUACCUGCUAUUGGCUGCAGCAGGCUACAGUCUGUACCCAAUGCAUGACAACUUGCGGCUGCUGGAUGCUCAUCUUAUCUUUGAACCUCUUCUCUCCAGCCUGGGUGUCAUGCCACAGCAGAUGAUCAGUAACGCUGGUUCAGGAAAUAACUCCUUAGACUCAUGGGGCUCUAAUUUGUCCUUGGUUGGAGGAAUGGAAGCAAUGAGGAUAGAUAUUGUUGUAAGUGAAUACGGAAAACCUCAAGAUAAAAGGCCUCGAACCGGACCCAAAAAUGCAGGUACUCAACCUGGCAAAUUGAAUAAGCCAGAGAACAAGUUCUGGCUGGAGCUCCCACCUGAGACCCCGGCGUUUGUCUGUGAGCGAGUGGGUGUGGAGUUGGAGCUGUGUCGGGUGGCAGAUAUGACGAUCGUAGAGGACCUCAGUCGGCAGAGGCGCAACAUGCUCUAUGUCAGCAGGGGCCAGCUCAAGAAACAUUCCAGUACGGCUCUUAACUUAAGUGUCUCUGUGCGCUACAUCGCUCAGCAGGUGAACAUGCCCCUGCUAAGGUUACUGCACCAGAUCAGCAACAUGUACCAGAACGUGAAAGAGACACAAUCAGAGCUGAGAGAACAGCAGCCUGAUAGCAAAGUGGUGGCAAAAACUCCACCUGCAGUAGUCUCAGGUUUAGAUAUGCCUGAAAUGACUCUUCCACUGUUGACUACAGUGCCAGACCUAGAGAAGACCAAAUUACCUUUCCCCCACUCUCCUAGUGAAAGUAAACCAAUAAUAUCUCCAUCAUCAUCAGUCCGAUCACGACACACAUCAUUUGCCCAGAGACUUCGCUCAACUGGUAAAAGUGUUAAAGGUUACCUGAACCUUGGAGAGGCCACCAUCAGUGCAGCGCCAGGGCUGAUGGUCAGUAAGGAAGAAGUUGUCACUCCUCGGUGCUGGAAGACUGUCUACUACUUGCUUGACUUAUAUGCUACAAUGCCUGAGACCAAGACCAUUGCACACAGUCGCUUCUCUGUGGGAGGGGAUGUAUCUGAAGGUUACAAGGGUAACAAGAAAUACGACAUCUUGACCGAGGUAAAGUCCAAUGAAGAUAUUGAGAGAGGAGAGCAUCCUGUAGCCUCCACACCAAUACCACCUCACAAUCCUAGGGAAUUCAACCUGGGAGAGAAAACCCGUCUGGUGGUAAUGGCUGUGGCCAAGAUCCACCGCACACGGCUCCUGGCCACCCUCAGUGGCCUCAAGCUAGAGGCUGAGAUCACCAACCUCCACUCCAGCCUUACAGUACGCAAGAAGACCCGGCCCGCCAGCCUCGAGUGUUCUCUCACCGGCCAUGUCGGACGCACUAUGAUCAUUUUACUGGAAGGAGUGGCACCUAACCAACAGAUGGUAGUAAAGGUGACAGUGGGCAAGUCCCAAGCCUUAUACUCGAGUGUGACGAGACGAGGCCGAGACAAGAACUCAGGACUGCUGACAAUCGGAGCAGUGGCUGUUGACAUUCCACAACACCCCGUGGCACUGCACGGCAUGAUGACACGUGGCAGUAAACAACUAUCCUCCACACUUCAGGAGCUGAGAGUAACACGCACAUCCAGCCGUAUGAGUCGAGGUACAACGGUGGACGACGUGGACUCAGCUCCACAGCAAUCCCCCGGCCAGACACAAACUGCUGCAGCCCCUGAGCCACCCAGACAUCAGCUCAUCGAGCCUAAUCUGUUGCUGCAACCUCUCGUAAUGCAAUUUAGUGUUGUCCUCCAGAGCUUGAGCAUAACAGCAGCUCUGCUUCCAUCACUUCAGGCUCAGUACAAGAUGGACCAGGUGACGAGCACAGGAGUCACUGGCAGUAAGGCCAAGUUCAUCAUUGAUCUGCCUCAUCAUUCACUGUCCUUCUCCACCAAAGUACAGGUUACUGAGGCUAAUCUACCGUCUGAAGCCAGCAUAGAGUUGCCCAAAGUUCAUGUGUCAGCUGAGUACGUCUUAGACGGAGUUCAGCCUUCAGAGGGACCUUUCUUUGGUCAAGAAGGUGUUGUGCUGAGACAUGGAAACUAUAUAAGUGCUGUGGCUGACAUUGGUACAUUUGAACACUCCCUCACCACCGACCUACUGAACCACUUGGUUUUUGUACAGAAGGUAUUCAUGAAGGAAGUAAACGAAGUUGUACAGAAAGUGUAUGGAGGAGAGAAGCCAGUACCGUUGUGGUUUGAGGACUCUGAUGAUUCCUCCAACUCUUCUACAGUGAAACAGAUCUUAUUCACUUUGGUUAUCAGGAUAAAGAGGAUCCAGCUGACAGCAACUACCCCCACCAACUGUGCGGUACGGCUGGAGACAGGGGCUGUAGACUUCCAGCUGUCUAACCGGGUACAGAAUGUGUCAGGAGCCACCCAGCCCAAUGCUGCCCUCAAGAUCUUUGGGAAGGCUCAGGUGGAUGUCAACCUCAGCCUUGGUCAGCUCAUCAGGAAUGUACUCUUUGAGGAGGCUGAGCCUGAAUUUCAACAGUUUGCAUUCUUCAAAACUAGAAUUGUUUUGCGGAAUGCCUUCCAAGGAGAGAUGGUGGGGUCUGGCAGUGAAGACAAAGAGGUAGUGCUGAUUACUCUCAAGAGGCCAUUGAUCUACAUCCAGCCUAUGGCAGUGGACAAGGCUAUCCUGGUGUGGCUAAACUACAAGAAUGCCUAUGAAUAUUGGACAGAACAGAGGUCCAGUCUUAACAAGGAAGUGCUCACUGCUACUCAGCAGGUGUUUGAAAAAGUUCCAUUUGAGAAGUUGAGUACACCACACCUGGGCACCCUGUUCUUACAGCUAACAGUAGAAGAUAUGGGCAUUUGUGUGCCACUUAACCCUCUUCCACCCCAAACAACGUGGGGAGUCGGACGUCAGCUGUUUGCGGAGAGCGAGUCUUGUGCUGCUGUGGUGGUAACACUAGAGUCCACGAGUAUCUCGGCCUGUAGCUCCGGCUCGUUGGUCAGCAAGGGCAGGUUCUCCAGUCUUUGUCUCAGGUUUGCAGAUGAUUUUGAGACCUCUUUGGAUGACUGGAAGCCUGACACCAGUGAUACUGCUCUUGCCAUGAACUUGUGUGUGGUCUCAGAGGGAACUUAUGAGGUCUGCAGUCGAACUGUUGCUGCACAACGAAUGGACACAGAGAAUGCCAAAUGGUUCCUAAACGUGCAGUGGGCAAUGGAAGGCGUUGAUAUACACCUUGACGUGAAUGUAGGCAAGCAGUUGUCAGCGUUAGGGCAUACACUGACAACCCUGACAUCUGUACAAGAGGAUGAGGCUGCCAACCCAAGCUAUGACAGUGAUGAUGCCGACACAAAUGACAAUGCUGAUGCUAGUCAGGAAAGUAUUCUUCUACGACGUGGCAAACAUUUUACAUGUGACAGUUUGCCAGCCUUUGCCUUGGAUCCAUCACUGGACUCUAAGAGCCGAUCCAAACUUAUAGAAAAGGAGAUGUACGAACAAUCAAAGAUAAUCAAUGAUUUGCGAGCACUGGGAGCCUCUCAUGGCACAAUUGAACAAGAAAUGAAACGCCUGCGUGAGCUUGAAGCAAUGAUUUUCAAAGAUUUCCGAAGGGAUAUGAUUCAAAGACUUCGAAGGCAAAGUGUAAAAUCUGCAAAUAAAAACAAGACAACCUUCCGAUCUCGAUCAUUUAUUGUGCCAUCUCCAACUCCAGAACAUCAAAUUGAGAUUGAUAGCCCAGAUGAGACUGCAGCAGCCAGUAUAACAUCGGGUAGCUUCGACAGUUCACCACGCUCGGGGCCGUCUCGCUCAGCUUCCUUGCGUGCCUCUCGUGGUCUGGGGGCUCCUCGGGUCACAUUCAGUGACGCCCACAACAUUACAAGGCAAGCUUCAUUUCCUAGUGCCAGUUCAGAACUGAGCCUGCCAGUGGAAGACUGGACAGCAGACGGGCUGCGAUCUUCCCUUGCAGUUCACAAGAAUAGCUUUGAUUCAACUGAUGGAAGCACACUUCUGCUGGUGGAGCCAGAGAAGGAGCAUAGCACGACAAGCCCGCUGUACUCAGCUGCUCCAACACCUACCACACAGAAGCCUGUGGAACCUAACAUCGACUUUGAGCUGGACGUGAAGGUACUCAUCAACCGUGGCAAGUGUGUGCUGCAUACCAAGGACUUGGCACGUGAAGAAGACCUCAAGUUAAUGAAUCGAAUGAAAAAAGAGAGAAGUUGUUCUGGUGGGAUGUUUGAGUUUCCUCCAUCCAGCCCCAACCUUAGCCGCAGAUCUCAGAAGGACAGACAUCACGCAUCUACUUCAUCCAAUAGAUUGCGACAUCUGCAAGCAGCCAAUAUGUCAUCACUGGCUCAACUGGUAGAUUUGACCAUAUUCCACAUCCCUGGACUUGAUGUCAAGGUACACUACGAGUCUAAGACAUUAUUGGAGGAUGAGGAAAUACAAGGUCGCAAGGCUGGUGCUGGGACCAAGAAGGCCAGCCUAUUUGCGUGGACCACACUCCAAAGUAUUCCUGAGGAGACAAUCAUCUCUCCACAUAUUUUGGAGUUCCUGGAACAGACUUUGGAGCCCAUACCCACUCAGGGGAAGAGCUCACCUUUUGCCUCUCCAGGCCCAGUGAAUGCCAUGUUCACCAUCAGCAGAGGCGAUGACGUGGGACCAGGUGCAUGGGUGGCCGGUACCAGUGGCAGUCAAUAUGCCUAUGCCUCAUUCCCUGUUGAUGUCAUCGUCUACUUUCACAUGCAGCCCUCCACGUUCCGCUUCUCCUGCCUACCAGUGUCUCGAGUCGAGUGUAUGCUGCAGCUUCCCUCCUUGGACAUUGUCUUCUCUUCCAAGAGAGCUGAAACUGAGCCAUCCGGGUUUGGGGGAAGUACUACAACUCCCUCUGCGAUAGGAGGGUUGAGUGUAACAGGGUGCCUGGCUGACUUCUCCGUCUACAUUUUCCACCCCUACGGAGGCAAAAAAACAGGUCUAAAGGAAACACAGUGGUCACCCUUGGCGGACAGUGAGCGCAAAGAUUCGCUCAGUGUCAAUGUGGAGUUUGUCAAGUUUCACUUGUCACGUAGCCGCAAGCUGAACAUUGACAACAAGAGCUCCAAGUCUACUGGUCCUGACCAGAGCCAAGCAAUCAUACGUUUCUCAACGAUAAUAGAUAUUGGGUCUGCCUCGUUUAAGUACGACAUGAGGCGGCUGACGGAGAUUCUGGCGUUCCCCAAGGCAUGGUAUCGCCGCAGCAUUGUGCGCCGCCUAUUCCUGGGAGACUUUACUACCAUGGCUGUGUACAGUGAGGAGGAUAGCUCUCCCGACCAGGACAUCGAAGGUGAAAUAAGUGAAAGCAGUCCGAUGCUGGGUCCUAACAGAGACAAGUUGAGGCUUAACUUGGAAUCGGAUCUGGCAAGACAAGCUCGUCUUCGUUCAGAACAGAACAAAAGAGGAUCUAGUUCAGGAAGUCCAAGCCCUACAGAAACAAAGACAAGUUCAUCUACUUGGGAAACUUUAGUACUCUUUGCAGUGAACUUUAAAAGACUCAAUGUGCACAUGAACAUGGGAAAUGUUAUGGGGAAUGUUAUGUGGCUAACAAAGAACUUCCGGUCAGAAGGACGUCUGUCCAUCGGCAGCACAGGACACAAGAACAUGUUUAUUGGCUUAGGUUUGGGAGGCUCCAGUCUGGAGGCUAAGGGUGGCAUAGUGGGUGGCACAAUAGAGCUCAGCAAGAUUGAUACUUUCGUACUGAUCAGAGAAGAUCCAGGGAUGGAGCCAGACCACACUGUGGGACUCAAACUGUUUGCUCUGGAACUGAGACUGGACUACAUGGGCACAGGGGUCCUCAUGUGUCGAGUCAGCUCUCUGAACGUGUCUCUCCGUGAUGAGUGGAAAAUGACGAACCGCAAAUCUAGCAUUGACGUGUUCAACCCUACUCGCAGGCCUGCCAUGAUUUUCAUGCACGGGGAUCUCGGCUGGGACCAGCUGCAGCUGAUGAUCUCAAAGUCUACCACUGUGGACCUGCUCAAGAUGUAUUACAAGCUGGAUGAGUUCUUCUCGCAACAGUUCAAGAGCAGUAAGCGGGUGUUCUCGGCACUUGGUAACUCUCGCAACAAGACCAACAGCAACAGUGGUGGCAGCAGCAGCAGCUUCCGCAAACGCUCCCAUGCCCGCAAGAAACCGUCAGUGGGCCUCGGCGACAGAUCCACAGAUGGCAUUGGCAAUGCGUGGGUGGCUCAGGAUGCCAAGCACCACCGCCACUGGCAGCGUGUACUGGCACAAGUGGCAGGUCUUCACCUGUCCACAGUACGCCAACCCCUACCGGCCUCCGGCACCGUGCUUGGUGGCACCAUGGAGUUACAUGGACAGAACAUCUCCCUGGCCUGCUUUCAUGGGAUCAACUUCAAAUCCAAAUCCUGGGCUCUCUUUUCACUCAAAGAGCCUUGCAUCUCUUUUGCAACUGAAGCUCAAGAAGUCCAUUCCAAUGAAAAUGCAGAGGCUCUUGACGUUCACAUCGUCCAGACCCUGACGUUCAGCUUGGGUUUGACUGGUGAGCAGCCUCACGCCCCAGAACACCAGAGCAUGGCUACGGUCUGCAAGGUCUCCCGCAACGUUCUCUUUCCCCCUCAGUUCCGCACUCUGCAGGAGUGGUUUCACUAUGCCUUCUCCUGCAGUGAUAUUGAUGAAGUGGACCGGUUCCCGAGUGUGGAGCGAGAGCGUGCUGAGAGCAGUGAGGGAGGCCCGGUGCGCUCCCGAACACCUAAGCAAGACCCUAACCACACCAGAGAGGUGAUCUUUGCCUUGCCAUCGUUGCAGCUGCACCUCAAGACUGAACACUGGCAGGCAGCUUCCACUCCUGAUGCUUCAGAUGAGAAACCAAUGGUUGAGUGCAGUUUUGUUACUGAGUUUGAAGAUCACAUUUUUGUUACUGUGGAUGCUGAAGCUUUCUUUUUCCUUCAUGAUCUGAUCAUCUCAUAUAUAAGAGAGAAAGACAGAGUGAUGGGUUACCCACCGAGUGCAAGGGCUCAGAGUCCCGAGCUGGCUGAGAGGCGGCAGGCUCGUACAGACAGUGGCAGUGGAGGAGAGGGCACCAGUCGGAGUGCGGAAGGUGAUGGCACUGGAGACAAUGCUGCCAACCUCUCCGAGGAGGAGAAGAAAAGGAAAUCAUUUGAACACGGAGAAGUAACUGGACAUACUAAGGACUGGAGAAACUAUCAUUGCAAGACUUGGCAUUUGGAGCCAACUGUAAGGUUACUAUCAUGGGGUGGUAAAAGUAUAGAGCCUUACGGAGUGGACUACAUCUUGCAGAAACUAGGGUUCUCUCACGCUCGAACGACCAUCCCCAAGUGGAUGCAACGAGGCUUCAUGGAUCCCUUGGACAAGGUACUAGCUGUACUGGUGCUGCGGAUGGUGCAGAUCAUCCGAGAGGAUCCCAAGAUAGCAGAACAUAUGAGGCAACGCAGAUACAAUGGCAGCUCCUAAUAGUCAAUAGUCUACUAUCACUAUAUUAGCUUACAGUUGAUUGUUGUUCUGGUAGUGCUGUAUAUUUUGUACAUUAGUGGCUUAAAUCUGUGAUUUGUCAACUUGACUUUGCUAUUUUGUCUUUUUAAAAAUGUAUUUAUUCGGACUAGAGAUUGAGUGAUUGAGUGUAAUUUUUAUUAUAAGUUUAAAAUAGGUUAUAAUUUUUGUACAAUAAUUUAUAUAUUGUAUGAAUAGAUUCAUGCUAUAUUUACUUGUAUUCAAUUGUUAAUUGCAUGAAACCAAAUGUUAAUAUAUUCCGUGAUUGUUUUUUGUAUUAUAUCAUGUUUUAGUAAUUUCUUUAAAAAUUAUUUUGGGAAUUAAUACUUUCCAUUUACAUCUUUCAGAAUAGGGAUUGUAAGCUAAAUAAAAAUUUUAUUUGGUGAAAAUAUUUAUUUAUUAGAUAUCUCUCAAGAGAGUAACAUCUAUAAAAACAGCUUUCAUCAAAAAUUAGGAAAUUAAGUAUUCAAGAAAUGUAAGUAUACAUGACUAGGUUUGUAAGCUAUCCAAAUCUGUUAAUUAAUCUAUUUAUUUAUUUCUUUCAAUAGAAUACCUUUUGAAGAAUGAUAGGACUAUGAUUUGUAUAAUCAAGUUUAAAAUUCAUCAUAUAAACCAUUACACAUUUUAGGCAUUUUUCAUGUCUACUUGUAUCUGAUAUGUAAAAAAUAGACAUUUUUGAUUUUGUGAUAUUGUAAAAAUGUAAGUAUUUUAUGUGGGAAAAACAUUCCGAAGUAAUGAAAAAUGUGUCCAAGUAUAUUGUAGAAAGAUUUAGUUGAUUCAUUAUUUGAUUAUUGUGCUUUCAUAGGAAGUUGCAUAGAAAUUAUACCCACCAUAUGUAAUUUAUCAUAUCCAUCUUCUCUAUUAUGAAUAUUUUCUUUUAUUUAAUUGCUCAAUUUGAUAUUAUUUUUGAAUUUAUUGGUAUAGUUUGCCUAUAUUAUGUAUAUUUUAUUAUAAUGUACUCUCUAGUCAGGAACUUAAUACAGAACUUUUGUUUAGUGUAUUUUAUAUUCUUUAAUAAUACCCAUGGAAGAAAGCAUAUAUUUACAGUAUGCUAUUUUCUCUUUAUCUUACUAAACUGGAAAGGAUUUCUAUGAUUCCUUACAAUGAAAAUAGUUAUUAAAAACAACAAAAAUAUACUUGUUUUUAAAUAUG